AUCAAGAGUUCACUCACUGAGUCUCGCGCUACAGCAGGGAAACAUGAUCAUUGACGGUGUUUGUGAGGAUUUUUAUGGUUUCCUGGACCGGGACACUGACGUCUUGACGAGUCCGAUUAAUUUGGGUUCAUUUUAUAACUGCACGUCACCCACCGAACCGAAUCUGACCGCUGGCUCUCCGAUCUCUGGUUCGGACCAGAGCUGGAACAGCCCGCAGAACUGCGUCAAUGUGAAAGCAAGUCGAUAUCAAGGUGUGCGCGUGAAGAACACAGUAAAAGAACUCAUCAUGCAGAAACGUCACGACGUUCAGACUCAACAAUAUCACAUGGAAACUGAAUUCCCAGCUGUGAGCCAUAAGAGAAGUGCAGAGAAUCUUUCUCACUAUCCCGAGAAAAGACUCGCACCUGCAGACAGAAACAUGUCUCCGUGCUCUCAAAGUGGGGAGAUCUUUUAUGAGUGGGAGAUGUUGGACGAUAUCAGCGAUGACUGGUCUAAAGAGCGCCUCUCCAUUGAGUCGGUCGUAGUCAAAGGAUGCCCGACACCGCAUCAGUCACUUUAUGCUGAUGUAGAAACCCCCACUUACACGGCUUGCCAUCUCCUACCACCAACGGAGAACGUGUAUCCUCCCUCCAUUCAAAUCCAGAGCUCUCCGAUGGCUCCCGGGCUCAGUAUGACCAGCGCUCCGCCGGUUUCUUUUUUCGAAUGGCAGAUUCAACAGGAGGAUGAGAAACUGGCAGGCUUGAGCCACGUGGAGCUGACCUCUAGAGAUGAGGACGGAGACACGUUCUUGCACAUCGCAGUGGCGCAGGGCAGGAGAGCUUUGGCGUUUGUUCUCGCUAGAAAAAUGGCCGCCAUUAACAUGCUGGACAUGAAAGAACACAACAAGCAGAGCGCCUUUCAGGUGAGUGUCGCGGCAAACCAGCAUCUGAUUGCACAAGACCUGCUUUCACUGGGAGCUGAAAUCGACACGCUGGACUACUGGGGCCGAACCCCAUUACACGUGUGUGCUGAGAAGGGUCACACCUUAACCCUACAGGCCAUCCAGAAAUCCAUGCAGAUCAACGGGAGACACCUCAACAUGGAGGCCGUGAAUUAUGAUGGACUUGCGCCCCUCCAUGUAGCAAUUCUAUCCCACAAUGCAGUGGUGCAGGAGCUGGCUUGUCACAGGACGCCCCCCUCAGGUCACACUGUCGCUCUGCUGCAGAGGAGGAAACUACUGGGCGAAUGUAUAAACACACUGUUGCUCAUGGGCGCUUCUAUCGAAGCCAAGGAUCGCAAAAGCGGCCGCACCGCUCUGCACAUGGCGGCCGAGGAGGCAAACAUUGAACUUCUGAGGCUUUUUCUGGACCAGCCCAACUACUGCUCUGUCAUAAACACAAAGGCCUUUAACGGGAACACGGCACUUCAUGUGGUCAGCGCGGUGCAGGGUCGCCAAGCUCAGCUGGAUGCUGUUCGACUGCUGCUGAGACGUGGAGCCGAUCCCGGCACUAAGAACCUUGAGAACGAGCAAGCGGCCCAACUCGUGCCCGAGGGUCCUAUGGGAGACCAGGUGCGUCGGACCCUGAAAGGGAAAAUAGCCUUUUCUCGUCCGUGAGCACGGUCUUCCGAGGCUUCCUUCUAGAAACGCUGUCAGUUAGGCAGUCCGGUUUGUACAGAUUCAUUUGUCGCUAUCAGGCAGAUGUCGGUUGUUUCUGUGAAACAGCUUCAUCAUUGUUCACUACUGUGUAGUAGACGGUACAAGAAUGUGAAUGCAACACUUCAGAGAAUCGGUCUUGACAUUAUGAUAGAAAGAUUUAAAGCGCGAGAAACAGCAAAUGUGCGCUCACUUUGAUUGGAUGUUUAAUCCAGAUUCAGGUCUCAGAGUGAAGUGUGAAUGUUCUGCAGCGACUCUGAAUGUUGCAUUUGAUGUGUAAAGGUUUGUAAACGGUUUCUUGACUAGCCAUGUUACUCUAGCUUUAGUAGUAGUAGGGUUAAUAUUUUGGGGAAAUUGGUACGUGGUGAUGGAUGGUAACAAAACGGUAACAAACCACUUUGAGAUUUUAAUCUGUGAAACCUGUUGAGCAGGAAUGUGUCUGCAAGUCACGUCUGUUCAUGCUGUGUUCCUUUUCUUCUACUGCUAACAACAGAUCUGAAAACUGAUUCCCAACCUUUUUAAAGUGUUAGCAUGAGUUUUGGAAAAUCCCAGUGUGAGAUUGUGUUAUGAUAUUACUGAUGUACUUAUGUUUUUUGGGAAAUGGGUAAAAGUUGUAAUCUGUAUAUAUUAAGUGCUAGAACAUUGUUCAUUGGGAAGUUUUUGGGUUGUUGGGAAGUUUUUCUCUUUAUUGAAUUAAUUUGUUUGUCUGCAUAUUUGAACUGUAAAAUGUAAUCCAAAAGUAAAUAAAGAUGAUCUUUUCUUG
This is a messenger RNA of Triplophysa dalaica, 2396 nucleotides long. RefSeq names its product nuclear factor of kappa light polypeptide gene enhancer in B-cells inhibitor, zeta (gene nfkbiz). Bases 44 to 1594 code for a protein of 516 amino acids. The transcript has 12 exons. Gene Ontology annotation, molecular function: DNA binding; POU domain binding. Lineage: Eukaryota; Metazoa; Chordata; Actinopteri; Cypriniformes; Nemacheilidae. Gene Ontology annotation, biological process: regulation of gene expression. Gene Ontology annotation, cellular component: nucleus. The record is from RefSeq and is a predicted model, not a curated record.